AAAAAACGAAAAAAACCUUCAAGGCCAUCUCUCUCUCUCUCUUCUACCCUUCUACCUCGCUGAUACACUCUCCCUUCACUCCUAAAAAACGAUGUCGUAUAUCCCUCCUCACCUGAGAAACUCAAGCUCAACCACUACCGUUACUACUAGCAGAACUCAGUCACCGCCUUUAACAGACACUAAUCUCUCCCAUUCCUCUUCAAAUUCCACCUCCCCGCCACUUCUUCUUCCUCCACAUUCAACUCUCUCUCCUUACGGACCUCCGCCUCCGUCGCGCGAACCAUCUCAGUUCCUCAACCUGUUUUUCCUCAGUGGAGGCCCUCCGACCGCGUCCUUCGCUUCUCUCCAGAUCAAGUUCACUUCCUUUUCAAAUUGAAGAAAUUCGUUCUCAGCUCAAAAUAAAUGUCAAUGUUGCUUCGGGUUCAUCUCCUGCACCUGCGCCUAUUGAAUCAUUUGAAGAUAUGUACCAUGAAGGAUAUUGCGCAUCAUGAGCAUACGCGGCCGACUUUGAUUCAGGCUCAGGCAAUGACAGUUGCCCUUAGUGGAAGGGAUUUGUUGGGUUGUGCUGAAACUGGUAGUGGAAAAACUGCAGCAUUUACCAUUCCUAUGAUACAGCAUUGCUUGGCUCAACCUCCUGUUCAGCGUGGUGAUGGACCAUUGGCGAUGGUGUUGGCUCCUUACAGAGAACUUGCUCAGCAAAUUGAGAAAGAGGUGUGAUACCUGGUCCUUAGAUGUAGAGAGCAAUGAUAUACUCAUGGAUUACAUCUGUCAUUCUGGUCAUGUUUUGUUUAUAUACAUUGUGGAGUAUCAUCAAUGUGUGGAACUGUCUUUGAAAACUCCUUUUGCAUUUGGUUAAUUUUUUUUAGUUGGGACUAUUAUUGACUUUAUUUGUAUUGAUGGAACUUAUUUUCCUGAGGUUCCUGUCCAUACUUAGAUUUGUAGUUGUAGCAACUAGUAAGUUUAUAUAGCGUUUCUACUUUUCCUGGCAUGUUUUAUUGGACCCCUUAAUUUAUUUGUUUUGGGGUUUUGGAUCAUUGACAUA
This is a messenger RNA of Populus euphratica (Euphrates poplar), 1042 nucleotides long. Its product is annotated as putative DEAD-box RNA helicase HEL64. NCBI's taxonomy places the organism in Eukaryota, Viridiplantae, Streptophyta, Magnoliopsida, Malpighiales, Salicaceae. The transcript is spliced from 4 exons. Gene Ontology annotation, molecular function: nucleic acid binding; ATP binding; RNA helicase activity. The record is from RefSeq and is a predicted model, not a curated record. Gene Ontology annotation, cellular component: cytosol. The coding region runs from base 403 to 717 and encodes 104 amino acids.